AUGUGCGUGUCAGAGAAAGAGAGAGAGAGAGAGAGAGAGGGAGGGAGAGAGAGCCAGUUGAAGAGAUGGCAGAGGAAGAGGCGACUGUCAGAGAGGAAUGAGAAGUCUUCGGGGAUGGCGGACAAACCUCUGACGCUGUUUGUGAAGCUGUUUGCCGCUGGAUUUUACGGCGUGAGCUCGUUUUUCAUCGUCGUGGUGAACAAAAGUGUCCUCACCAACUACAGGUUCCCUUCUUCAAUAUGUGUCGGAAUAGGACAAAUGUUUGCCACAGUGGUUGUGCUGUGGGUGGGCAAGGCUUCGAGGGUGAUCACCUUCCCUGAUUGUGAUGAGAGCAUACCUCGCAAGACGUUUCCUCUACCUCUCCUUUAUGUGGGAAAUCAAAUCACUGGUCUGUUUGGUACCAAAAGGCUGAAUCUGCCGAUGUUUACUGUCCUCAGAAGGUUCUCCAUACUGUUCACAAUGAUGGCAGAGGGAAUGCUGCUCAAGAAGAAAUUCUCCAGGCCAGUCCAGCUGACAGUAUUUACAAUGAUCCUCGGGGCAUUCAUAGCCGCAAGUGCCGACUUGUCCUUUGACAUGCAAGGCUACGUUUUCAUUCUCAUGAACGACGUGCUGACUGCAGCCAACGGUGCCUAUGUCAAACAAAAAUUAGAUGCAAAGGAGCUGGGGAAGUAUGGAUUGCUGUAUUAUAAUGCAUUAUUUAUGAUCAUUCCUACUAUAAUCUUGGCUCAUUUGACUGGAGAUAUUCAGAAGGCGGUGGAAUAUGAUGGUUGGUCAGAUAUGUUCUUCCUCGCCCUGUUCAUCAUGUCUUGCAUCAUGGGGUUCGUUCUGAUGUAUUCCACUGUGCUGUGUACACAAUACAACUCUGCAUUAACAACUACCAUCGUGGGGUGCAUUAAGAAUGUCCUGGUGACAUACAUCGGGAUGGUGUUCAGCGGAGACUACAUCUUCUCUUGGACAAACUUCAUUGGUUUGAAUAUCAGUAUUGCGGGCAGCCUGGUGUACUCCUACAUCACUCUCACAGAGGAGCAGUCGAACAAAGCAAGUGAAAACACCAAGCUGGACAUCAAGGGCAAGGUGGUCGUAUGACAAAGACACUGGAUCUUAUAGUAUUUUCUGCUGAUCAACGAAAUAAAAGCUCUAUUUUUUAGUAUGACUUUUAUUUAUGGAGUAUUUUAGCAGGAAAGUCUUUGAACGGUGUUGGGGUUAACUUCUUUCUGUCUGUAUGGAAAUGGAGCCUCGCCAUCACCGUGACUGUCAGUUGGUUUUUAAACGGUGUUUUCUUUUUAAAUAUUUGUAUUUUGAUACUGUACAUGUGAGCAUUGAGAAUAAGGGAAACAUAUUUAUUAUAUUAGAACAUUUCCUCACACUUAACAAACUUAGCGUUAAACGUUGUGAUGUUUCCUGAAUGCAGGAACAGCUGGAACUAUCGGUUACUUAAAGCAUGGUUGUGUACUGAUUGAAUCAUGGGACUUUUAAAUGAUGGUUAUUUUAAAGGCACAAUCCUUAUCUUGUAUUGCCUUCUCUGUUUUGCUGUUUACAAGGAAUGUAACUUUAGAUGCCUUCUAAGCACAGUGAGAUGCACUGACACUGUCAUUAUCUAUUGUUUCAGUAUUUAGUACAUUCCUUUUAGCACAUACACUGUUCUAAGCUUGUUACAGACAAACGGUAAUGACAGUGAUCUAACCUCAUCCUUCAAACAACCAAAGUGGAUUAGCAGUGGGCUGUUGGUUCCCAUUAAGGAUUGUGGCUUUAAAUAAAUGUUGCCGUCUCCUUUUGGGAGAUAUUUUAUAAUUAUCGUUUACAUUUUUCUCCCUCAGUAUUACCGAAUGUUAGUUGUGGACUCUCCAUGGCUGUAACUGGUUCUCUGUAUGCAGAAUUAACAAACAAUUGUUAAUAGUUUGUUAUUUGUACAAGGGGAUCCAUAUGUUUUGUUUUUUCUUGACACAAUGUUAUCGCACUUUGAACUGAGGUAGCACCUGCAAAGGGGUGAAACUGAGUUGCCUCACCUCCUGUUACAUCCAUUAUUGAGAUUGAGAUUAUUGUAUUCUUCCGAAAUGUACAUUUCAGGUUUAAAAGUAUUACAAGAGAUAAGUGUUUUUCUAAACCUUUUAAUAGUCAGGUACGAGCGUCUAUCUUUUUUUUUUAAACCUUUUUUAUCUACACCAUUUUGUAUUUAUUACUUUUUUUUUAGACUAAUAUUCAUUUUGUAAGUGGAGUGGCUUUUGAAUUGGUGAUGCUGUUAUCAUCUCAAACACGGUAACCAUGGAUUUGUAGCUGAAACACAAUGAUGUAUUUUUACAUUAAAAAAACUCUGACUUGA
Notothenia coriiceps (black rockcod) is the source of this 2320-nucleotide messenger RNA. It is a transcript of the gene slc35d1a, whose product is annotated as solute carrier family 35 member D1a. Bases 1 to 1086 code for a protein of 361 amino acids. NCBI's taxonomy places the organism in Eukaryota, Metazoa, Chordata, Actinopteri, Perciformes, Nototheniidae. The transcript has 12 exons. The record is from RefSeq and is a predicted model, not a curated record.